Carassius carassius (crucian carp) is the source of this 793-nucleotide messenger RNA. RefSeq names its product crystallin, gamma MX, like 1 (gene crygmxl1). The record is from RefSeq and is a predicted model, not a curated record. The coding region runs from base 62 to 583 and encodes 173 amino acids. Lineage: Eukaryota; Metazoa; Chordata; Actinopteri; Cypriniformes; Cyprinidae. Gene Ontology annotation, biological process: lens development in camera-type eye; visual perception. The transcript has 3 exons. Gene Ontology annotation, molecular function: structural constituent of eye lens.
AAAGUAUAUAAAAGGAUCCCAGUAACCCUUUCUCAGCAUAGGAAAACACUGAUUCAACACAAUGGGAAAGAUCAUCUUCUAUGAAGACAAGAACUUUCAGGGCCGCUCCUAUGAGUGCACUAGUGACUGUGCUGACCUGCACUCUCAUUUCAGUCGCUGUAACUCUAUUCAGGUUGAAAGUGGAAACUGGAUAGUAUACGAGCGGCCACACUUUAUGGGUUACCAGUACUUUCUGCGCCAAGGUGAAUAUGCUGACUACCAACGGUGGAUGGGUUUCAAUGAUUGUGUCAGAUCCUGUCGAAUGAUACCCCAACAUCAGGGAUCCUACAAAAUGACAAUCUAUGAACGUUCAGACUUCGGCGGUCAGAUGAUGGAGUUCACUGAUGACUGUCCAUCCCUUUAUGAUCGAUUCCAUUACAAUGAUAUCCAUUCUUGCAAUGUUCAAGAUGGAUACUGGAUCUUCUAUGAGCACCCUAAUUACAGAGGCAGACAAUACCUCCUGAGACCUGGCGAAUACAGGAGGUAUAGCGACUGGGGUGCCAUGAGCUCAAGAGUUGGUUCUAUCAGACGUAUUACCUUCUAAAACUGAAAGGCAAGAAAUAGAUCUGGCAUGAAAGAAACCAUGCAAUGAACCUUAUCUUUUCUGACAUUACUAUUGGAAAAUAAUUUUACCACUUUUGUUAUGUUUUUUCAGGAUGUACUUUUACUCUGCCUAUAGCUGAUCUGAUGUCAAGAAACUGCAAAUCAUUUUUGUUUACACAUUAAAAUAAUAAAUAAACUUUACAUGGGGGUA